Molecule: messenger RNA, 3829 nt
Organism: Podarcis raffonei (Aeolian wall lizard)
Lineage: Eukaryota; Metazoa; Chordata; Lepidosauria; Squamata; Lacertidae
Gene: ST14
Product: ST14 transmembrane serine protease matriptase
Exons: 19
Coding region: 541-3135 (864 amino acids)
Biological process (GO): proteolysis; acrosome reaction
Cellular component (GO): membrane
Molecular function (GO): serine-type endopeptidase activity; protein binding
Source: RefSeq, a predicted model, not a curated record
GCUGGGAAGGCGGGGCCAAGAGGCCCAGGUAAACCUGGAGCGCGCGUGCGAGCGAGUGCGCGCUCUCCCUGCGGCCCCACCCUUGAAACUGGCUACCUGCGGCGGAAGGGGCGCCCCACAAGGAAGUUGCAGAGCGGGAGAGGAGGAGGAGGGGAAGCGAGUCGCCCAGCGCCCGGGAGAAAAGCCCCAGCUCUCAGGGGAGAAGGAGUCGCCCUCGAGGCUGCAAGGGAGGAAGAAGAACACGACGCCUUCUCUUUUCCAAGAAAGUUGCUCGUUGCUCGCUGCUUUCGACUCGCCGACGAGGAUUGCUCCGGCCAUGGCUUCUGGCUAAAGCCCCCCCCCUUCCCGCCGCGAUUCUUCUUUUCUGUUUCCCUGAUCUAGCCAGGAAUUGCUUUGAACAUCUCCAAAGUGGGGAUUCUCUGGAAACUUUUCCUGCCUUGCUUUCCUCUCGCUCUCUUCUCCCUUCCCGUCCCCCCCUCCAUCGCACUUCUUCAUAAACUUUCUGUAAAAAAGAGAGAAUAAAGCGGGGGGAAAUUAAAUAUGAAGGAUUACCGGCUUCCCAGCGAAGGAAAAAUGAACAUUUAUCACCCACCUUCCGGGGCUACAUCGAAGGCGUAUGUUUCAGGCCUAAAGUACAGCAAUAAAUUGGAGGAUAUGAACGGCCUGGAAGAAGGGUUGGAGUUCCUCCCCACCAUGAACGCCAAGAAGGUGGAGAAGAGGGGUCCCAAGCGCUGCAUAGCGGCGAUAGCCAUCGUCCUGGUCUGUCUCCUCCUUUCCCUGCUUGCUGGGUUCCUGGUUUGGCACUUUAGAUACAGGAAUGCCCCUGUGCAGAAAGUCUACAAUGGCCACCUGAGACUCGUGGGGCGCAACUUCAUCGAUGCUUACGAGAAUUCCAACUCUCCUGAAUUCGCUGCCUUGGCCAGGGAGGUGAAGAAAAUGCUUAUAAACAUCUAUAAAAAUAAUCAGGAUGUCAGUCCUUUUCACAAGGAAACUCAGAUCGUCGCAUUCAGCGAGGGCAGCAUUAUAGCCUACUACUGGUCAGAGUUCAGUGUCCCUAAACACAAUGUGGAAGCGCUUGACAGGGCCAUGGCCAACAUCCAGGCUUCAAAUGAGGCGGGGAUGAAACAGAGGGGCAGCUAUGAAAUGCGAGUUGAGACGGUCGUCGCUUUCCCUUCUGAUCCAGAUAUCAUUAAGGCAAAACGGGACAACAGCUGCAGCUAUGCCUUGCACGCGAAAGAGGGCGUGGUCACCAGCUUCACCACGCCCGGGUUCCCAAACAGCGCCUACCCGUCCAACGCGCGAUGCCUCUGGGUCCUGAGAGCCGACGCCGAUUCCGUAAUCAGCCUGACCUUCACGACGUUCGACUUGGAGCCCUGCAAUGUGGGGAACGACUUUGUCAAGGUGUACGACACGCUGAGCCCCGUCGAAGCCCAUGCGCUGGUGAAGCUGUGUGGCAGCUAUGGACCAUCCUACAACCUGACCUUUGUCUCCUCUACAAAUGUUCUCCUGGUCAUGCUGAUCACAGAUGCCACAGAGCGGUAUCCCGGGUUCAAGGCAGAGUUCUUCCAGAUGCCAAAGAAAAAAAAUUGUGGCGCAGAUUUGACGGCAGUAUCCGGAACCUUCUCCUCUCCUUAUUACCCAGCCCACUAUCCUCCUGGAACGGAUUGUGUCUGGAAUAUAGUGGUCCCCACAGAUAAGAGAGCGAAGGUGCGCUUCAACAACUUCUUCCUUGCCGAGCCUGGCAUCCCACUCAAUUCCUGCCCCAAAGACUAUGUGGAAGUCAACAACGUCAAGUACUGCGGCGAGAAGAAGCAAUUUGUAAUAUUGAGCAAAACCAACAAGAUUUCUGUCCGUUUCCAUUCGGAUCUUUCAUUGGUAGACAGCGGCUUUUCGGCAGAGUUCAUGUCCUACCAAACCAACGACCCCUGUCCAGGCAAAUUCGCCUGCAACACCGGCCGCUGUAUUGCCAAGACCCUGCGCUGCGAUGGCUACAAUGACUGCACGGAUGCCAGCGACGAGAAAAACUGCACUUGCACCGAGAAGCAGUUCAGAUGCCGGAACGGUUAUUGCAAGCCGAAAUUGUGGUUCUGCGAUGGCAUGGACGACUGCGGGGACGGCAGCGAUGAGGCCGAGUGCAAAUGUCCAGCAAAUAACAUCCGGUGCAGCAAUGGCAACUGCAUCCCAGAGAGCAAGAAAUGCGACGGCAAGGAUGACUGCGGCGACGGCAGCGACGAGGGGAGCUGUGGCCGUGUGGACACCGUCUCCUGCAAAGCGUACACCUACAAGUGCCGCAACAACCAGUGCUUGAGCAAGAAGAACCCAGAAUGCGAUGGGAAUAAGGACUGCAGUGAUAACUCGGACGAGGACAAUUGCAACUGCGGCAAGCGCUUCUACAGCAAGCAGUCCCGGAUUGUCGGUGGGGAGGACUCCGACGAGGGCGAGUGGCCGUGGCAGGUCAGCUUCCACACCAAGGACACCGGUCACUUCUGCGGGGCCACCUUGAUAUCUCAGAAUUGGGUGGUGUCUGCAGCGCAUUGCUUCCAGGAUGACUGGAGGAGGCAUUUGGACCACAGGACGAUAACAGCCUACAUGGGGCUUCUCGACCAGGGGGACAGGAGCAACAGCAACGUUCAGCAGCGGGGCCUGAAGAGGGUCAUCCGCCACCCGUAUUUCAAUGAUGCCAGCUACGACAACGACAUUGCUGUGGCAGAGCUGUCCAGCCCGGUCGAGUUCAACAAAUACAUCCAGCCUAUCUGCCUGCCUGAUGUCACCCAUGACUUCCCUGUUGGCAAAUCCCUCUGGGUGACAGGAUGGGGAGCCACUCAAGAAUCAGGAAACGGUGCCAGCAUCUUGCAGAAGCUCGAAAUCCGUGUGAUCAACCAGACCGUGUGCAGGUCCCUGAUGGUGCCCAAUGAUGUGACGGACCGCAUGAUGUGUGUCGGGGUCCUCACAGGCGGGAAAGAUGCCUGUCAGGGAGACUCUGGUGGGCCACUGGUCAGCUUGGAGGCCAACAACACAUUGUUCCUGGCUGGCGUGGUCAGCUGGGGGGAAGGCUGUGCCCAGAGGAACAAGCCAGGAAUGUACACUCGUGUUUCGGCGCUGCGGGCCUGGAUCAAUGAGCAAACCGGCGUGUAGGCGGCUGCGGCGACUGGGACGGUUCAUACGACUCUCCCUUCUUCUGUCUCUGGGUCUAUCAAGCUUGCAGCUGAAGACAUUCCCCUGUGAUAGGAAGGGGGUUCUGCAAAUCUUGUUUGCUCCUCUAAUUCCUUCUCGGUUUUUUUUCCUCCAAAAAUGAAACCAGCGACACUCCUGGAUUCAUUGUAUGCGGCCGAUUGGAUGGGCAGUUGCCCCUUUGAGAGCGCCCCUCUGCUGCUCAUGUUCUCUGUCUCCAGAGGCUUUCUGAAAUAAGUUCAAUGUGAACCUGCUUUAAAUCUGCAAGGGAGCUGGUACCUCCUGUGCAGGCCGCCUGAGGCAGGGGCCCGGUAGGUGCGGUACCCCUAAAUGACCACUAGUUGGCAGCAUGAGGGCCAAGUAGCCUUAAGUGAACACCAAGUGGCCACUUGUGUGUGUGUGUGUGUGAGAGAGAGAGAGAGAGAGAGAGAGAAAGAGAGAGAGAGAGAGGAUGAAAUGACACAUUGUUCUGUGUUUUUAGGACUCAUCUGGUCUGCUGUAGCAUGUGUGACGUCUUCUAUUUUCUCCUCUUCUCAUCCCCCCUUCCAAAACCCCCCCAGGAUUUCCCCUGUGAAUAGGAUAGUUCCCAGAGCGUUGUUUGUUUUUCAAAGCAGCUCAUUGAUCGGAGAGGUUGCCUGUCUCCUGUGCUCUUUUCCCA